CUGCUUAAUAGUACUGUUACUGCACCUUUCAAUUCCACAAUCAACCACUCAGAGGUCCCCCAACAAAACCAUUAAAUAAGCCCAAUCACUAUGAGCUGCCAUUUCCACCCAGACCCAGCACAGCUUCUUCACUCUCCACAGGCACUUCUAUUCUAUUAAAACCCUCCCUCAUACUCUGCUCCCAACUGUGACCAUUCCCAAAAAUCCCAAUGGCUAUCCUUCCCUUCCUCUUCCUCUUCCUCUUCCUCCUCCUACUUCACACCCCUCCAUCGGCCUUCGCUUCCAAUUACUUAAUCGGCCUCGGAAGCUACGACAUUACCGGCCCUGCCGCCGACGUCAACAUGAUGGGUUACGCCAACGCCCAACAGACUGCCUCCGGGGUCCACUUCCGCCUCCGCGCCCGUGCUUUCAUCGUCGCCGAACCCAAGGGCAACCGUCUCGUCUAUGUAAAUCUCGACGCUUGUAUGGCUUCCCAGAUCGUCACCAUCAAACUCAUUGAGCGCCUCAAAGCCAGGUACGGUGAUCUUUACACGGAGCAGAACGUGGCCAUCAGCGGGAUCCACACCCACGCUGGACCAGGAGGCUAUCUCCAAUACGUUGUCUACAUCGUUACCUCCUUUGGGUUUGUUCGUGAAUCCUUUGACGCCCUCGUUGAUGGGAUUGAACAGAGCAUCGUUCUAGCUCACCAGAACCUCCGACCGGGGUCAAUCUCAGUUAAUUCAGGGGAGCUGUUGGAUGCUGGAGUGAAUCGCAGCCCGAGUGGUUACCUCAACAACCCUGCAUCUGAGAGGGCCAAGUACAAGUACAAUGUCGACAAAGAGAUGACAUUGAUCAAGUUUGUAGACGAUGAGUUCGGCCCAAUUGGUAGCUUCAACUGGUUUGCCACUCAUGGAACUUCGAUGAGCAGGACCAAUUCGCUGAUUAGCGGCGACAAUAAGGGCGCCGCUGCUCGAUUCAUGGAGGACUGGUUCGACAACCGCGGAUUGUCUUCAAAUACUCAAUUCGCCAGUAGUAACUCUGCGACUAUUGACCGGAUUCCUCGACGAAUGUCAAGUUUAGUCGAUGAGGUAAGUGACGAGAGCGCCGUGUUGCUGGAAGCCGCGUCGUCGUUCAAGUCAACCCAGGGUCGAAAUUUGACGGGGAAUUUGAGCGUCUCGAAAAGGGUCAGGAAGAGCCAGACCGGUGGUGGGAGGCCGCAGUUCGUUGCGGCAUUUUGUCAAACAAAUUGUGGGGAUGUGAGUCCGAACGUGCUCGGCGCGUUUUGCACGGAUACUGGACAGCCUUGUGAUUUCAAUCACAGUACCUGUAACGGCAAGAAUGAGCUCUGCUACGGCAGAGGUCCAGGGUACCCAGAUGAGUUCGAGAGCACGAGGAUCAUUGGGGAGAGACAGUUUAAGAAGGCCACCGAGUUGUUUGGCAAGGCGAGGGAGCAGCUGAAGGGCAAGGUCGAUUACAGACACGAGUUUGUAGAUUUCUCCAACCUGGAGGUGGCGCUAGGGAGCGAAGUGGUGAAGACUUGCCCUGCUGCCAUGGGAUUUGCCUUUGCUGCAGGAACCACCGAUGGGCCUGGUGCUUUUGAUUUCCGGCAAGGCGAUGAUCAGGGGAAUGCGUUCUGGCGCCUAGUGAGGAACUUUCUCAAGGCACCUGGACAAGAGCAGGUCAACUGUCAGAAGCCGAAGCCAAUCUUGCUUGAUACUGGUGAAAUGAAGCAACCCUAUGACUGGGCACCAGCCAUUCUUCCAGUUCAAAUUAUGCGGGUUGGCCAGCUUGUGAUUCUCAAUGUGCCUGGAGAGUUCACAACAAUGGCGGGAAGAAGGCUAAGAGAUGCAGUGAGAGCAGCUCUUACUUCAGGAGGUAGCAAAGAGUUCAACAGCAACGUCCACAUCGUCAUCUCCGGACUCACCAACACUUAUUCCCAGUAUGUGACCACCUUCGAGGAGUACGAGGUCCAGAGAUACGAGGGUGCCUCCACUCUGUACGGUCCACACACUUUGAGCGCCUACAUCCAGGAAUUCAAGAAGCUAGCCACGGCCCUAGUGCGAGGGCAGGCGGUGGAUGCAGGGCCACAGCCACCGGACCUUCUCGACAAGCAAAUCGAACUCCUGCCUCCCGUCGUUCUGGAUUCAGCCCCGUUAGGAAGGAACUUUGGAGACAUGAAAACCGAUGUGCCUGCGAAUUCCACCUUCAGAAGGGGGGAAUUGGUUUCGGUCACUUUCUACUCGGCAUGUCCGAGGAACGAUCUAAUGACGGAAGGCACGUUUGUGCUGGUGGAGUUGCUGGAGAAGAAAAUGUGGGUUUCGGCCUACGACGACGAUGAUUUCUGCCUGCGGUUCAAGUGGUCGAGGCCGGGGAGGCUCAGCCCGGAAAGCUACGCGACUGUGGAAUGGAGGAUUCCGGAGGGUGCGGGUGCGGGAGUGUAUAGGAUUAGUCAUUUUGGUGCGGCCAAAGGGCUUUUGGGUUCGAUCCGUCACUUCAGUGGGAGUUCGAGUGCCUUUGUGGUGUUGUAGGUAGGGAGAAGGAAAAAGGCAAUGUCGUGGAAAGCAAGCAAAAUGGUGGGGAAGAGCAUUUGAUACGGAAUUGGGUGCUUUUAUUCAUUUGGGUCACCGUAUGAAGCAACUCUGGGCAUGUGCAUGUUGUCCGAAAUGAGAAUUCCUAGAGGAGGAAAUUGGGGAAUCAUUUAUGAUCGGUUGUACAAGUAUAACAAAUGUUUGCAUACCGGCUCAUGAUUGUUACUUAAUUUUCUCUCCAAAUAAAUACACAAUACAAAAUGUCAUAUUAACCUAUGUUUCCAUAUAUUAAACUAUAUUAUACUUCAUGUAGUUUUAUAACGCUAGAUCAUUUUGAUAAUUUAUUCGAGUCUAAUUGUACAUUUUUUUUAUCCCCGUUUCUCUUUGACGUUUGUUGCAAUUGAGCUCCAACAGGGGUGGUUUUACGCUUUCUUGUGUUUUAGUGUGUUUCAUAUCCUAAAAGGUGAAACCAACCCCGGAGUCGAAAGUUGGAAGAAAAGGAGCAAAAACCUGGCAAAGAGGAGGAGACAACCUGUGUUCACGGUCUGCCAUUAGAGUUCACGGUCUCCAGGACCGCGAACUGGAACCACAAUCCGUGAACCAAGGAGCGUCCAUAGAGGGUUUUGAGGUUACUGACGCCAAGGCUGUUCACAGUGCAACCACAAACCGUGAGUGAACCCAAGAAGUGAAAGGUGCGUUCUAGUUCAGCAUGUUGUGUUCACGGACGCAUUUUGAUAUUCACGGCUGUGAACUCAGGCCGUGAACUGAGCUCGAUCUCAGUAUAAAGAACCAGCUGAAAGGAAGAAGAAAGGGGGGAGACCUAUUGUGAGAAAAUUAUUCUUCUUCAGAUUUUAGAGUGAGAAAGUGACGAACCAAAAAAGAGGAUAAGCUAGGGUUUCAUCUCCAAGCAAGGAUUUGGGAAUUCCUCCCCCAAAGGAGGAUCUCUUCAACACAAGGAGCAAGGCUUGCAUCUUCAUAAUGCUUUUCCUUUCCCUCUCGUGUUUUCCCUUCUCUUAGCAUUGAGUAGUCCCUUCUUUCACUUGGGUGUUUGUAAACCCUAGCUACAAUUAUGUGAAUGCUUGUAUGAAUUGAAUAAUUUUGUGUGUGGUUGUGUUUAAUGUGAAUGUGGAGGUAUAUUCAUGAAUGAUUGUGUUGUGUUGUGUGAAAGCCUAUUGUUAUAAACGGGGUAAAAUACCUCGGGUACCACUAAAGUAUUAGAAUUAGGGGAGCGAUACCACUUAAGUAAGAUUAGGGCGUCGGGUACCACUAAUAUCAGUGAAUUGUGUAUCCGUUAGAAAUUCCGUCCAUUUCAGUUAACGAUUAAUAAAAUAUUAUUUUUGAU
Molecule: messenger RNA, 3849 nt
Organism: Linum trigynum
Lineage: Eukaryota; Viridiplantae; Streptophyta; Magnoliopsida; Malpighiales; Linaceae
Source: the annotation of a GenBank genome assembly